This is a messenger RNA of Coregonus clupeaformis (lake whitefish), 561 nucleotides long. Its product is annotated as piezo-type mechanosensitive ion channel component 2-like. The record is from RefSeq and is a predicted model, not a curated record. NCBI's taxonomy places the organism in Eukaryota, Metazoa, Chordata, Actinopteri, Salmoniformes, Salmonidae. The transcript has 5 exons. The coding region runs from base 1 to 561 and encodes 186 amino acids.
AUGUCACAGAAGGGUUCUGAUCUGAUGUGUUACUUACUGCCUUGUUGUUUUGCAGCCUGUCUGUUCCGGUACAAUGGGUUCUCCUUCGUCUACCUCAUCUACCUCCUGCUCAUCCCACUGUUCCCAGAACCCACCAAAACAACAAUGCAAGGUCACACAGGGUGCCUGCUUAAGUCCCUGUGCUUCACCGGUAUGGCUUUCCUGCUUCUGCACAUCAUCUACCAGGUUACCAUCAUCAGUCUGCUAGCAGGUGAUAAAAUAGAACCCAACUUCAACUGUUCAACGUGGGAGAAGUCGGUGCGACAGCUGGGCUUGGAAAGCGUCCGGGGUGCCGAUGCAGGAAAUGGCAUUCGUGUGUUCAUCGCAGACAUCGGCAUGUUCGUGGCGGGCCUGGUCACGUGGCUGCUGUGCCUGAGUCUAGAGGAGAAGCCGCAGGUGAAUGACGCGUCGCAGCAGCAUAGCGUAGACUACGAGUCAGACAGUCAGCACCGCAGUCUUACCAACGGAGCCAAACAGGACCACCAGAAGCCUCUAAGUCUGACCUCUGGGUAUCUGUCAUGA